AUGGACGGUCAGACACAACGGCCAGCGAUCCGGCCUGGAACCGGCAGCCAGCCUCUGCGGCGCAAGGGAUUCUACGACGAUGCCCGGCUCGAGGAGGUGUAUCGGCGGCGAAUCGAGCGCUUGUCACACGGGCCGCCCUCGAAGCUGUCGCGGAGACUGCAGGUCAUCAACUACGCCGUGAUGUUCGGCGUCGGAUCAUACAUGGUGCUGUACCAGGACUUUGGCGACAAGCCGCACUGCUUCACGGGUCUGCGCAAGUGGUACUUUAACAAGAUCGACUCGUUCUGGUCGCUGUCCAAAGAGGAGGAGCGCGAGCUGCGUGAGCGUGGCCAGCUAAAGUAGACUGUUGUAUAGCUGGUGCUUUUGCACGUGCGUUUGUUGUGGUUAAAACUGAAUAUUUGCCUGCUGAG
Messenger RNA from Linderina pennispora, 410 nucleotides. RefSeq lists its product as uncharacterized. Bases 1 to 342 code for a protein of 113 amino acids. Lineage: Eukaryota; Fungi; Kickxellomycota; Kickxellomycetes; Kickxellales; Kickxellaceae. The transcript is spliced from 2 exons. The record is from RefSeq and is a predicted model, not a curated record.